Molecule: messenger RNA, 1182 nt
Organism: Nymphalis io (European peacock)
Lineage: Eukaryota; Metazoa; Arthropoda; Insecta; Lepidoptera; Nymphalidae
Exons: 6
Coding region: 78-638 (186 amino acids)
Source: RefSeq, a predicted model, not a curated record
UGUGAAGACGUAUAUUCCAUAUAAGUAAUUGUGCUUUGUUUAAGAUUCAUAUCAUAAAGAAGUUUUAACUUGUGACAAUGUUAAAAUAUUGUGAGGUGGACUCCGACGCGGAAACCUAUCGCAGAACAAUGAGUGGCGAAAGUGAACUGGAAAUCAGCGUAUAUCCAGAGCCCCACGGCGAGUCGCCGCCUGAAGAGGGAUCGGCUCAACCGACUGACGAUAUGAGCAAAUAUGCUUACGAUCAAGUCAUAGCGGAUUCACUUGCGGAAAAUAUGUACAAUCUAUCAGUGGAGUCAGAUUUAGACGAUGACGACGGUGAUUUCAGCCCAUACGCCUCUUCUCGCGGACCACCACUUCCAUUUGUUUUGAGCGACUAUCUAGGAAUCGAUGCCGAAGAAUCUGAUAUCGAUUAUAAGAUAAGCAAAAUUGAAGGCUUGGAACACAUGGUUGUAAAUAGUCCUCUCUGGUAUAUUCAUGUCAGGCCACACUUGACUUUUCUAGAACGACAAGAAUUGUGGGACAGGACUCCUUGGGCAGUAAAAUUUUAUUGGGAUGACUCCGACAAUGCUGGUGCUGAUGACGAUGAUCCUGCCGCUCCUCCGUUAUAUACGGAUCAGUACUAUAACGAUAUUAUUUAAAAGUUUUUCUGAAGUAUGUUUCGUUUAAUGUAAAAUCAUGUCAUUUUGUUUUUUCCUUGACAUAACAUAUGAUAUCGUUUAUAGUCCAUUAUUUUAUUCGAGAUAUGUUGUCCUCAAGUUAGUAGCUUUCGAGUAGGGUUAUGCGACAUUGAAGAUUGUUUAGAAUGGUCUUAUAAAAAUAUUAUAAUAAGGUUCUACUUUUUCAACCUGAAUCUUUAAUCCUUUUAAUAUUAUAUAACGUUUAUGUAACGUGCUAAUGUAACUUGUCAGAAUAACUGGCAUUUUUUAUUUAUCGAAAAUAUAUAGAAUAACAUAAUUAUAUAUUAUAUUAUAUAUAUAUUAUAAUAAACCAGACAAACAUCGUAACGAUAGUAAUAAUAUAUGAGUAGAGUUUUUGUUAAGCAAGAGAUGUCUUUGUGAAUAUAUAAAUAGAAGAAGUCUGAUAUUCCCAUGAAAAUAAUCGCACUACAAUAAUGAAAAAAUGAAUAAAAUUUCAUACAUUGUUCACGUUUAUAAAUAACACUUGCUAUAAUAAUGCGACGAG